Colletotrichum godetiae is the source of this 1620-nucleotide messenger RNA. Its product is annotated as XRCC4-like factor-domain-containing protein. The record is from RefSeq and is a predicted model, not a curated record. Gene Ontology annotation, biological process: double-strand break repair via nonhomologous end joining. The coding region runs from base 1 to 1620 and encodes 539 amino acids. NCBI's taxonomy places the organism in Eukaryota, Fungi, Ascomycota, Sordariomycetes, Glomerellales, Glomerellaceae. The transcript has a single exon. Gene Ontology annotation, molecular function: DNA end binding. Gene Ontology annotation, cellular component: nucleus; DNA ligase IV complex.
AUGGCAACACCGCCCGUUUGGCGACGGCUGCCCAUGCCCACUUCAGCCGAUCUGCCUAACCUAUUGGUAUCGACAACAUUCACGGCCACAUCAUACACAAUCUUUGUUACAGACCUGGCUAACAUUUGGUCUGAAUCUUUGGAUCGACGCGCAAUCUACAAGCGCAGCCUCAAUGAGUCCACCAGUAUUGACCCGACGGACAGCGACAGCAACAUGCGAGCUUUCCUGUCCAAGAUUCGAUCCGUCUUUGAUCCCAGCCACCGAGAUCAUGACAAAGCAUCCAUGUCAAUAUCAACACGCUCCAACAAGGAAGCUGGGGAGCAGGGUUUGACCAUGAGUAUUACUUGCGAGCUGGACAACAUGCAACCUUUGGAAUGGCCGGUGUAUCUACAAAAGUGUCCCCAGUCUGAGCUCACGACAGAACUCAUCGUACCCCUCGCACAAGCAAACUCGGUAGGCCACCGACAGGUGGAGUCUCUUGCAGAAACCAUCAAGCAGAAGGAUGCGGUUAUCAUGAAGCUUCUGGACAAGUUGGAAGCUACUGGGACUCGCCUCGAGAAAGUUUUCGCCGUCUUGUCAGCAAAACAGAAGCCCACGAGAAAGAUGGCAGAGCAAAAAGUCAAGGGUCUGGCUCCUUUCUCCUUCGAGGAUUGGAAGGCACAGUCGGACGACGGUCCUGAGGACGUUCUCGGUGUUAUUGAGAGUAUCUUCGGCGGUGAUGGACUUGAGUAUAGUCGUAAGGUCGACGUGGUCACUGCGACUCCUCUUGAUGGAUGGUGGGCCAAGCCAGAGUCGUUGUGCAUCCCGAUUGUGGGACCCAAAACGAGAUCCCGUUCAAGCCAACCGGCAACGUCGCUUCCCGAAUCCGAACGAGAGGGGCAUGGUCACAGCGAGCCGGCAAACAAGGGGAUCGCGGGAGAGGAUCAAGACGAUGACUUUCAAGUCCAGUCGACGCCUCCCCAUCUCAUGCCCAAUCGAAAACGUUCCGUACCGCCACCCUCUACACACGACGAUGAUAGCACUGAGGACGAAGAUGAAUCUCACAUUCCUGACAGCGUACCUGUACCUCCUGAAGAGCCCAUCAUUUCUAACCGCCUGGGUACAAUAGGGAUGAAAGACCACCCUAAAACAGCAACGAGAUCUCCAGUCCCCGAGGAUCCAGUGCCAGCUACUCCGGCCUCGGAUACCGAAACGGCGUCUGAGGAUGGAAGUGCGGCCUCGGUGGUUGAGAUCUCGCCCCCGCUGAAGCCUGCCGCAGGUAAAAUCAAAGGGGGCCUGGGGCGCAUCGGUGGUGGUAGUACCAGUCACUCAAAGACCCCAGAGUCUCCGAAGAAGGGGGCUUUGGGUCGCAUUGGCGGCGAGCGUCAACGUUCUAAAUCACCAGAGCCACCCAAGAAGACUGGUAUGGGCCGGAUAGGCAGAGGCACGCGCUCAUCAAAGACCCCAGAGCCGAAGGCCGAAGAUGCGAAAACCAGGGGAAGGUCUAAAGAGGACGUGGAGCCGUCGGCGAGGCUCAGGGAGACGUCACAGGAGCGGGCAGAUCGGAAACGGGAUGAACUACAAAAGGAGAUACAGAAGAAGGCCACAACGGGACCAGCACGGAAGAAGCGGAAAUUCUAG